Molecule: messenger RNA, 5292 nt
Organism: Myripristis murdjan (pinecone soldierfish)
Lineage: Eukaryota; Metazoa; Chordata; Actinopteri; Holocentriformes; Holocentridae
Gene: rilpl1
Product: Rab interacting lysosomal protein-like 1
Exons: 7
Coding region: 254-1441 (395 amino acids)
Biological process (GO): cilium assembly
Cellular component (GO): ciliary basal body; cytoplasm
Molecular function (GO): protein dimerization activity; small GTPase binding; dynein light intermediate chain binding
Source: RefSeq, a predicted model, not a curated record
AGAGCGCUGGCAGGACAGCGAUGGGACACAGUCGAUAUUUAUCCCAAAUAAAUCAAACUGCAGCCUGGAAACACAGGGCCGAGAUGGAUAUGCGAUAGUUGCGGGUGUUUGCGCUGCUUUACAAUUGACUUGUAGAUAGAAAGAAUAGCCGAACGACUUCGACUCUGUAGUUUUUUUUUCCAGGGGAAGGAAGUUUGCUGUGGCGAAGGAAAUAUAAUAGGAAACCGGGGAGGAACAAAAUACCCCAGCAGACAUGGAGGACUUCGGGUCGGCCCUGGAGAAAAAUGUGGCUGACCUUACAGUGAUGGACGUGUAUGACAUCGCGGCGGUGGUCGGCCAGGAGUUUGAGAGGAUCAUAGACCAGUAUGGCUGCGAGGCACUGUCCAGGCUGAUGCCCAAAGUGGUGCGGGUGUUGGAGAUCCUGGAGGUGAUGGUGAGCCGCAGCAGCAUCAGCCCGGAGACCGAGGAGCUGCGGCUGGAGCUGGACAAACUGCGCCUGGAGAGGAUGGACCGCCUGGAGAAGGAGAAGAAGCACAAAAAGGAGCUGGAACUGGUGGAGGAUGUAUGGAGAGGAGAGGCUCAGGACCUGCUGUCCCAGAUCGCCCAGCUACAGGAAGAGAACAAAACCCUCCUCACUAACCUUUCAAUUAAAGACCCCAUGAGUGAGGAGGACCUCCAGAGGCACGAGGGUAUGUCAGAGAGAGAGAGGCAGGUGAUGAAGAAGCUCAAAGAAGUCGUGGACAAGCAGAGAGACGAGAUUCGAGCCAAGGACCGUGAACUUGCACUGAAAAAUGAAGACAUAGAAGCACUCCAGCAGCAGCAGACUCGUUUAAUGAAAAUCAACCAUGACCUUCGCCAUAAAAUCUCUGUGGUGGAGGCCCAGGGGAAAGCCCUCAUUGAACAGAAGGUGGAACUGGAAGCCUGUGCUCAGGCACGGGGGCAGGAGGUCGGUGCCCUUCGUCAGGAAAUUGCACGCUUAAAGGAGCGCCUACAAGGAGACCCGCCGGCCCAGGAGGAGCAGCCACCUCAGCCCCCCUCACCUGCACAGGAGGCGCUGUGCGAGGAGGAGAUGGGAGGCCUGGACCCGAAGGACCCCGACCGGCCCCGGUUCACCCUGCAGGAGCUGAGGGAUGUUCUUCAUGAGAGGAAUGAGCUCAAGGCCAAAGUCUUCUUGCUGCAAGAGGAGCUUGCCUACUACAAAAGUGAUGAGGCAGAAGAUGAGAUUGCUCCAACCACUCCUUCACCCUCCCCUGAGCUUAGGGCUCGACCCCGCACUUCUGCUCAGCCAGAGUCAGGAAUCAAACGCCUGUUUAGUUUCUUCUCACGGGACAAGCAGCGGGGCCCCCAGCGUAGCGCACAUUUCGACGACGGCCUCGGCUCGUGGGCGGGGAAAGAUGACGUGUACACAGAACAGGCCCAGGAGGCUUUGCAGCACAUGUAGUCACUGGACCGCACUUGACAAGGUUACUCAGCGCCAAAACUUUUAACACUUCAUGUCCAUCACUCGAGGCAUUCUUGUGGUCAGCUUGUGAGCAUCAACUGCACCCCAAUCCACCUAAUGAGUCAAAGCGCAACAGAAAUAUCAUUUGCUUGAGGUGAAAGGACUGAAGGAGGGGGGAAGGUGACUAGUUUGAGGGGAGGCUCCGGUUUAGAAGUUACACCUCCUGAAAGUUUAUUUAGAUGAACACAUGAGAAGGCAGUAUAGACCGAUGAGUGGCAGCACAUACAAACUCUGUUACGUUGUAGAAAAUGCCGGAGAAUAGUGGGUGUGUGUAUGUUAAACAGAAUCAGGCUUGAUUCUGCACAGGAGAGAGGGUAAACUCAGGUUGCAUGAUGGAAAGUGGAAAGUGGUCAAUAAUGUGUUCUGCCCAGCAUUAACCAUGAGUGAAAUGAGCUUGGUAUGCUACACUGAUGAAGGCAUGGGGCACAAAAGUGUGUUGUUAAUUUGAUCUCCAAAAGCACACAGAUGCUAACUCCACUGACUUGUAUCCAGAAGCUCAGUGGAAACUUUAAAGAUUUUCCAUUUAAUGGAUUUGUGGUUAAGACGUGUUUGUCACAGGCUUCAUUUGAAGCGACUUAACCUUUUCAAUGAAGGGUGAGGGUAUUAUUGUAUUAUCAACCUGUUAUUAGGCAUUGGGCGAUUUCAUGUCUCGAUUAUAAUUGGGCUUUACGAUAUUAUCCCGAUAAUCAUCCAAAUAUGCAUAAAACUCCUAAACGGCACUAAAAUGUACUGGAAUCACUUUACCAUACAUUUUGCUAAGAAACAAGUAUUUUUAUUGCAUUACAGAUAGGACACACAUCUUUUUUUUUUUUUUUUUUUUUAAGUUAACUCUUUUUUUUUUUUUAGGGAAUUGCCAAGCCUUCAGCUGUGGAAACAGCCUUAAGAUUUUGGAAUGACUGGAAAGAUGCAGGCUCCCUGUUGUGGCAAUUCAAAACAAAUCAGGAAAUCAGUAUAGGACUGCAUGUUCACAAGCUAGACAGCUUUUAAAAGUCAGAAUAUUCAUGAUUAUCCCAAUUUACAAUUUUCCUGAUAAUGCAAAUUCACGUGUUUUAUCGCAAUCUGCAAUAAAAUCCUAGAUGGUCCCAUCCCCACCUGUUAUGCACAUGAACAAACAAGAGGCAAACCAGCACAGAAAACAUGCAAUAUCUGUCUAAUAGCCCAUCCUCUUUUACACAACCAAACCUAAUCCUCAGUAACCAUGAAGGAAUAUGCCAGUUUCAUUUUCUGAUGCUGAGAUUUCAUUUUUACUGUAACUGCAACACUUUUGUGCCCUGUUAUUUAUUUUCUGUCCCCCAGUGAAAUAGGCAGCUAGCAGCGUGCAGACCCUUUGUCACCAGCAUUGUGCGAGUUCAAACUAUGCAGCUCUACAAAUCUAUAGAGUACAGGGGCACAUGUAUAAUUUUUUUGUUCAUGGAUUUACAAUUAAAAAGCUGUGCACACAAAAUGAUGAAAAAAAUAGACACUUUCUCAGAAUUAUAAAGUGCUGAAUACAACAUGAGUACACAUUUUCUUUCUGUAAAUCACAAUCGUCAUGAAACUGUGCACAUAAAUGAGCUUUAUGUGCCAGAGCAGACACAAGUUACGGAUUCUCCCCAUAUUCUCCAUCAGGAGCUAUUAAAUGACAAUGCUUCACACUAUACACACAGUCAGCCGCGAUCCUUCAACGGUGCCAAAAAAGGCAUUUGCACGCCAUGCGUACAUGCAAACGCACUGUACCAUGAUAAUUGGAAAUGCAGCACAGGCACAAACCAGCUGGACCAAAACGGGCUUGAAUACGAUGCCUUCCUCUUUGCUGUUAUAGCAAACAGAUGUGUGGAGAUACAAGACACUGAAGAGCUUGAUUUCAUUCUCAAAAUGCACACGCUAAGUUUUAGACAAGGACUGUUAAACUCAAGUCCACUAAUCGCCUUUCUCCAAGUGCCAUGUAGCCUUCAAGAACUGCAGCAUGUGAUGAAAUGUUCAAGAUCAUGCAUUGCCAGUAUUGGACUUAAUUAGUUUAGUAAGAGUUAGUAAGUUCAUUUUGAGAGAAAAAAUAGCUCCAGUAACUUUUUUUCAUGUUUUUUCAGUAUACCCAAGGAGGAACGUCUUCAUUGUUGUCAAGCCUAUCUUUGACCAGCAGCUUUUUGCCAGUGAAUGCUGAUGGGAUUACAAAAUAAAUGCUGAUUUAAUUAAACCGGAAAAGCAGUGUGAUCCUGGGGCUAUUUGGGCGGAUCCUGACCUAGAUGCAUGCCAUUCUCUGUCUUUAAGAGUUCACAUGAAAGCCCAUGUGGCAGUUCUUUAUAUCUCCUGUUGGUAAAUACACAUACCUUAUAGAACUUAACUUAAAAUCUGCUCCAGAUUGCUUUUGUCCACUCAUAAACUGGAUGAUCCACAGAAACCUUAUUUCAGUAAAUUGGAUUUUUAAAUUUAUUUGCUUGCUACCACACCUGUCUUUUGUUUGGAAGACGACUAAGAAAUAAAAGGCAAACCAGAUUUAAAAGUUUACGUUUUCACAAAUCAUCUCCGCUUGGUAGAUCAUAGCCGAACUCACAAGAGACCUGAAUCAUUUGGAAAAGGUAUUCUGCAAGGUAUGUGAAUUUACCAAUAAGGGAGUAGAGAUUUUCUACUUGGCAUUCCCCUGUUCCCCAUCCAAAACAUCUUCUUUCUUUUAGUCCACAAUGUGAAGGGAAUGUAAAGUGAUGCACACUUUUCUCACAUUGGGUUUUUGCUUUUGCUAAAUACCAAACUUUGCAUGGAAAGGUGUGCCUUUGUGCCUUUACGUAUCAUUUACCCAGGCCCCCAGAUGAAAGCUACAUACACGCUAUUGAAUUACGCAGCAGAGAAAAGCAGCAUAUUAUUUGCAUAUGAUAUUAAACAAAGUGGUUACAUCACAAGCAGACCUGCGGUAUUCCUCAGAUUGUGCUGAGAUGACCGUUGCGACGUUAUUAUAACAGCAUCAGAGAAAAUAGGAGUCUGGUUUCAUAACUGGUCAAUUAAACAGAGUUGAUCAAACUUAAGGGGCUGGCGUGUUUCAACAUUUAUUUAAAUGCUCGCUUGCAAAUGGUCGCUGCCUAUGCUUUUACAGCUUCUGCUGUGUCUUCACGUGUGCCGCCGGCUGAUGUGUUCACGCAAAAAGGCUUCUCGUGAGGCAGAGUAGUCAGGCCAGUGAGGAACAACUGUGGUGUGACUGGGUGUCUUGUAAGAAUAGUGGCACUUUAUCUUCAUUUAUACUGACCGGGUGAGGUGGAAAAGAUGAAUGUAAAAUGAGAAGAACACCGUGAUAAUGCUAAAAAAAAAACACAAGGGUGUCCCAACAUUUUAGUAAGGGUGAAGUAAUGGUGUUAAAAGAGGUGGUCACCCCUUGACAAAUAAUUUGAAGUUUAUGUGAUGCUUAUUCCAAAAGGGCAGUCCCACCGCUGCUUUGGAGAAAUUACUCGCAAAACUUGAAGCUGACUUAAGUUCUAAAUUACGGUGGUGAAAUGAAUCUGGAGAAUUUGUGUGUUACAAAUUUAAGCAUUGAAACAUAUAAAGGGAAAUACACUCCAGCAUUACAGCCUGUCCAAGCACAGAGGCAUUGUUUAUGUGGACAAAAUGGACAGAAAAGGGUCAAAGAAGCUCAGUUGAGUCCCCCAGCCCAUUCAUUCAGUGAAUGUCGAUCAGCAUCUCUCAUGUAUUUUCUCCAGCAGUCCUCUAUGAACCUAAUUAAAAUGGAUAUUAAGAAAAAAGAUAUAAGAAAUGCAUCAUUGUUUUAUGAAAUAACUUGCCUUUUAUUCAAACGUGUCUCCUUAAUAAUAAAAAUGGCAAUAAUGGUU